Myripristis murdjan (pinecone soldierfish) is the source of this 5505-nucleotide messenger RNA. RefSeq names its product homeobox protein cut-like 1. Gene Ontology annotation, biological process: regulation of transcription by RNA polymerase II. Gene Ontology annotation, molecular function: RNA polymerase II transcription regulatory region sequence-specific DNA binding; DNA-binding transcription factor activity, RNA polymerase II-specific. The record is from RefSeq and is a predicted model, not a curated record. The transcript is spliced from 24 exons. Bases 16 to 4488 code for a protein of 1490 amino acids. Lineage: Eukaryota; Metazoa; Chordata; Actinopteri; Holocentriformes; Holocentridae. Gene Ontology annotation, cellular component: nucleus.
UCAAUAUGUCUCAAGAUGGCGGCCAAUGCGGGAUCGAUGGUUCAAUAUUGGAGGCGCUUUGAUUUACAGCAGCUGCAGAAGGAGCUGGAUGCCACGGCCACAGCGUUGGUCAGCAGGCAGGAUGAGAGCGAGCAGGCCCGGAAAACUCUCAUCGAUCAGAGCCGCGAGUUCAAGAAGAACACACCAGAGGAUCUGCGAAAGCAGGUAGCUCCGUUGCUAAAGGGCUUCCAGGCAGAGAUUGACGCUGUCAGUAAAAGGAGUAAAGAGUCAGAGGCAGCCUUCCUAAAGGUCUACAAGAGAUUAAUUGAUGCCCCAGAUCCGAUGCCCAUGCUGGAGGCCUGCCAGCAGCUGCAGCUCUCGAUGCAGAAGAUGCACGACGUCGAGACUGAGAAUCAGCACCUCCGGCAGAGCCUGACGGACUUCACACAGGACCGAGUGCAGAUCCACAACCACGAAAUGACAAUAAAAGCACUUAAAGAGCAGAUUGAGGAAUAUGAGAGGACAUUAAAACAGCAGGCCAGGGACCUGUGGCAGGAGGAGUCGCAAGAAAACCAACAGGGGGAGCAGGAGAGCGACACAAAGAGGGACGAGGAACUGGAGGAUGAGACAAAGGAGGAGCAACAGGAGCAGGUUUCCAGCGACCAUGCAGAGGACAAAAGUGACGUCGGCCAGACGCAGGACUCGGUGGCGUCAGACCUGGAAGCGGCGGACGGCAAGGCCCGGGCCCUGCAGACAGCCCUUGAAGCAACUCAAGCUGAACUUUUGGACCUGAAGAGCAAAGCAGACAAAAAGUCGUCCACUAAGGCAGAAGAGAUCAAAGUUGUGAUGUCUGAGCUGGAGCGGGCCAAUCAGAGAGCAGACGAAGCUCAGCGGGAGGCCGACGCUCUUAGGGAACAGCUGACGUCUGCCAAUAAGUCCCUACAGCUGGCCACUCAGAUCCAGAAAGCUCCAGAUAUGGAGCAGGCCCUGGAGGUCCUGUCACGCUCCAACCUGGAGGUGGAGCUGAGCGCCAAGCAGCGGGAGGUGCUGCAGCUGGCAGAGGACAUCCAGAGACUGCAGGUCAGUCUCGACAGCAUCCGCGAAGCCUCCACCGCACAGAUCAGCCAGCUGAAGCACGAGCUGAGCACCAAGGAGGCUGCGCUCAGGCAACUGGAAGAGAAGCUCCACGAACAGGCCGACUAUGAAGAUGUCAAGAAGGAGCUCAGCGUCCUCAAGUCCAUGGAGUCUGCUGCCUCAAACGGUUCCUCAGCCCAGGACCUGAAGCCGGUGGACGUGUUGCUGCUGGACAAAAGUCAGAGGCUGCAGUCAGAGAGGUCGUCUUUACAGCUCAGCAACAGCAAGCUGAGUGGUGUGUCAGGGCGAAAAGUCAAAGAAUCACUUGAAAGACCUCCACAUCUCCUGGUCAGCACCAUGGGCACCAACCUGCAGGGCUCUCCUCCUCCACCCUCCCAGCUGCUCCUGCGCCCUGGCAUGGAUAAGGGUGCCUCUGAGGACUCUACCGCCACCACCAACGGCACCCACCACUUUUUACCUUCAGGAGUUGGCAUAGUGGGUGGGCAGGACUUUUUCAGUCCAUCCUCAAUGGCAUCAGCAAGCUCUGCUUUUCCCCUAACGGGCAAGGUAGCGCUUAACUCCCUGCUCCAUCGCCAGCUCAUACAGACUUUCUACUCCAAAGCCCUCCAGGACUCUGUGUCCUCCUCCAGCCCUGCUUUGCUCUUCUCUCCAGCCCACUACCCCACAGCCAACUCCCUAUCAAGCAGCCCCCUGCCAUCACAUCAGCCCCUGCAACCCCAGGCACCGCAUCCGUCGACGGGAAGUCCGGAUAUCAAUGGUUUGGCACCUUCACCCAGCCAAUCAGAAGGAGCCGGGAGCAUCUCUGAAGGUGAGGACAUGGAUACUGCUGAGAUUGCACGCCAGGUCAAGGAGCAGCUGAUCAAGCACAACAUUGGCCAGAGGAUAUUUGGCCACUACGUACUUGGACUGUCUCAGGGUUCAGUCAGUGAGAUCUUGGCCAGGCCCAAGCCUUGGAAUAAGCUGACCAUCCGCGGUAAGGAGCCCUUCCACAAGAUGAGGCAGUUCCUGUCUGAUGAGCAGAACAUCCUGGCACUGCGCAGCAUCCAAGGGCGGCAGAGAGAGAACCCAGGCCAGAACCUAAACAGAGUGUUUCAGGACGUUCCGAAGCGAAGAACCAGCUCUGAAGGCUCCUCAAGGCCAGGUAACAUCACCACGCGGAUUCGAACCCCCGAAACUGGCUCAGAUGAGGCCAUCAAGUCCAUUUUGGAGCAGGCCAAGAGAGAGCUGCAGGUCCAGAAGGCCGCAGACCCCUGCCAGCUGUCCUCCCCUGGCAGCAGCAGCAUGGGCGGCUCUUCAGAUGACACCAUCCAAUCCAUCCUGGAACAAGCUCGCAAGGAGAUGGAGGCGCACCAAGCCUCCCUGGAGCCCAUCCUCAAGGUCUCCUCCAUGGGCCCCUCAGACCUCACCCUGCUCUCCUCAAAAUUAAUGGGGGCCUCCACCACCCCGUCCCAGUCCUCAUACUCCCCUCUGAGCCUGGCCCUCAAGAAGCCCUCCGGACACGCUUCCUCUUCCCCCUCGCCAUCCUCCCUCCUAGAUUUCCAUUCGGGUCAGGUGAAGAAGGAGGUGGCAAUGGGAGAUGUUUGCAUGGGAGGAACACCGCUGGACGGAGGAAGCAAGCAGGGUGGAGGCUCCUGGCGGGACCAGUGGUGGAACAGCGUGAGCUCGGGAGGCUGGGCCAUGAGCGAGGAGUCUCAGAGUCAAGAGGACUGCAAGGAGAAGCCUCCCCGACUUGCUGCCUCUUCUUCCUCCAUGGACUACUGGAAGGACUGGCCGCAGGCGGAUUCCCCGUACUCCCAGGCCGGCUCCGAGCCCCAAGGGCCGCCCAGCCGAGCCGACACCCCCCAGAGCAGUCCGUCGCCCCUGGGCCUCGUGUGCAACCUGGGUCCCUUGGGCCCCCUGCUGGUGUCUGGCUCCUCUGUGGCUGCUACGCCCAAAACGCCCAAGCUCGCGGUGGCGCCACUGAAACCAGAGCAUUAUGAGUUCUACAUGUUCCAGGAAGUGGACACUCAGGAGCUGACUCAGCACGUCAAGGACAAGUUGGCCAAGAACGGCAUCUGCCAGCGCAUCUUUGGAGAGAAGGUGCUGGGUUUGUCUCAGGGGAGCGUGAGCGAUAUGCUGUCUCGGCCGAAGCCCUGGGCCAAGCUGACCCAGAAAGGCAGAGAGCCCUUCAUCCGCAUGCAGCUGUGGCUCAACGGAGAACUGGGCCACAAUGUCCUGCCCUUACAGGGCCAGCCGCAGGAAAACACCCCUAAGACCUCAGCCAGCUGCAGCCCUGCCCCGGAGUCUCCUCUGAGCUCCGUGGAGGACCCGGUCAGGAGCCUGGGCGAGGUGGCGGCGGCGGGCGGCGGCGGGCUGAGCGGGGCGAUGUCCGCCGGCCGUGAAGCCGGCGAGCCCACCGAGCUCCGUCCCGGCACCCCGCUGCCCGUCCCGGGACACUCGGGCCUCAGCAUCCAGGAGAUGGUGGCCAUGUCGCCGGAGCUGGACACCUACACCAUCACCAAGAAGGUGAAGGAGGUGCUGACCGAUAACAACCUCGGCCAGCGUCUGUUCGGUGAAACCAUCCUGGGCCUGACGCAGGGCUCGGUGUCCGACCUGCUGGCCAGGCCCAAGCCCUGGCACAAGCUCAGCCUGAAGGGCCGCGAACCCUUCGUCCGGAUGCAGAUCUGGCUCAGGGACCCUCACAAUGUGGAGAAACUCAUGGACAUGAAGCGCAUGGAGAAGAAGGCCUACAUGAAGCGACGCCACAGCUCGGUGAGUGAAAGCCAAGGCAGCGGGGACCCUAACCCUAACCCUAACCCUGACUGCAGCCAGGGGGGCAGCCCUCAGGACGGGGCGCUGCAGCACCAGCUGAAGAAACCCCGGGUGGUCCUGGCUCCUGAGGAGAAGGAGGCUCUGAAGAGGGCCUACCAGCAGAAACCCUAUCCCUCCCCCAAAACCAUCGAAGAGCUGGCAUCACAGCUCAACCUCAAAACAAGCACCGUCAUCAACUGGUUCCACAACUACAGGUCCCGGAUCCGGCGGGAGCUCUUCAUUGAGGAGAUCCAGGCUGCAGCAGGGGCCGGUACCUCCCCGUCCAGUCAGUCUACCAAGGCCAGCGAGGGAGACUACUACGACGCCAACGGGUCCGAAGGCGCCGCGGAGCUUCAACCCGACCUGGAUCCCAGCAGCACAGGUGUGCUGGCGGAGGGCGACUGCGUGCUGGGCCAGGUGGAAGAAGGCAGCAGCGGCCAGCACGCCGCCAGCGCUCUGGACAGCCUGUUCAGCCUCCCCGACGGCGGCCACGCGUCCUCUCCCGCCGUGCGCAACCCUCGAGACAGCAGCCUGCGCAAGAAGAAAGCCGCAAACCUCAAUAACAUCAUCCAUCGCCUGGAAAAGGCUGCCAGCAAAGACGAGCCUCAUGAAUGGGAAUUCUAACAGAUUUUCCCCCUCAGAGCCUGUUUUUCUGUGGCCCUGACUGCACAGAAGCUGCUGCCAGAUGAGACCUGGUGUCUUUUAGAUGUUCACAUUGGAGAGAGAGCACUAACCAGCAGCAACAACUCGCUUUUAUUUUGGAGGCAGAAAAAAAGCACUUAAAGGAAAGCCCUGCAGGCCACAGGGAAGAGUCAGUCCACAGGAACAGCCUUGGUGUUGUGUUUCUGUGGACAUGCAUGUGUGUGCGUUUCCCUCGGAGCAACUUAGUUUUUAUAGCUUCAUUCACAAAAAGAGUUCUCACCAUGUAAAGCCAUCUUAAGCCCUUUCUCCUUUGUUUUUUUCCAAGAUUUUUCCCUCUUUUUUACGCCAGUAGUUUGACUUUGAACCGGUCAGGAUCGCCAAGCGACGGUUAAACAAAAGUGUAAAGUGGGACAGAGGAGUGACCUGAGGACUUUUAUCCCAAGUGUUUCUCCUUCCUUUGUCCUGCAGCUCACCACUAAAAUAUACUGGGAAUGCUCCAGGAGCCAAAGACCAAACUGAGAGGGUUUCAACAUUUAUAUCAAAUUCUUUCUCUCCUCCUCCUGCAAGAGGAAAAAAAAAAAAAAAAAACUUUUACAGCAAUUUGGUUGCCACUAUGAGAUUGUACAGUCGCUCGACUCUAAACAUUUUCAUUUUGAUUGCUUUGAUAAAACUAAAAACUGAAAAUACUGAUCAGCUGUUUUAAAGAAAAGACAAAAAUGUCACUUUAAUUCAUAAUUUUUUUUCCUUUGCCGUCAUAAGACACAUGAAAAGGGUUGUAGGUUUUAGAGGUUUUUCUUUCUCUUGAGUAGAAGCUGUCAGGACUUUAUUUAAUACACCUCACCACAGGCCAAAUCACGUGUCACAGGAAAAAAACACAAACAUUCUUGCAGAGGAAUAUAAUUUCAGUCUCAAUACUAAAAAAACAAAGCAAAACAAAACAAAAACAAAAACAAAAAAAAACACGAGGAAGCUUGCGUUUUAAACUUUUUUACUGCAGAA